Microthlaspi erraticum is the source of this 819-nucleotide messenger RNA. Lineage: Eukaryota; Viridiplantae; Streptophyta; Magnoliopsida; Brassicales; Brassicaceae. The record is from the annotation of a GenBank genome assembly.
AUGGCGAUCAAUUCGUCCGUGUAUCUCACGACCUUGUUCGUCGUCGCUCUCUUGCUCUGGCUCCUCCCUUUUCCUUCCGGCGCAGUCCCAUCGGAAGAGCUGGAAACGGCCAUAUCAGUCCUUCGCGUCAGAGGCCGUGCUCUAUUCGCCAACGCCAUCACCACCUCCGAUAUACUCUUCGAUCUACUCUCCGCUGAGUCUCUUACCCUCCUCGGCCCCACCGACGCCAUGCUUUUUAACCUCGACAUGACGUUUUCUCUCCCCCUCUACAUCUCCACCCUCCGUCUCCACGCCAUACCCCUCCGCCUCCCGCUUUCCGAGCUCCGAUCGCUCCCUAACGCCUCCUCUAUCCCAACCUUGCUCCCUUCUCACAGUCUCCUUCUCACCAAGUCUUCUUCCUCCGACUCCGUUUAUCUCGACGGCGUGGAACUUCUUCUCCCUGGUCUUUCCUAUGACCAGCAUAUCGCCGUCCACGGUCUCGCCGAUAUUCUCCCAUUCAGAUUCUCUGGGCCUGACCUCGAGAAUCUCACCGUUGAUUCGCCGACGGAGUCGCCAUCGCCAUCGAUUGGAGUUUCAAAGAGCGCGUGGUUAUCACCGUCUCCAGAGGCUUACAUCAACUUUUUCGGCAGUACACCAGCAAGAUCACCAUCGCCAUCGAUCGGAGUUUCAGAGAGUACGUGGUUGUCUCCGUCGCAAGAGGCUUACACCAACAACUUUCUCGGCCGUACCCGUACACCAGCAGAGCCGCCGAAGAUCGGGGAGGUUUUACUUUCACCGUCGUUAGUAGAAGAUCUGAUCGUAGGCGACGGUGAUUAUUGA